Molecule: messenger RNA, 2349 nt
Organism: Austrofundulus limnaeus
Lineage: Eukaryota; Metazoa; Chordata; Actinopteri; Cyprinodontiformes; Rivulidae
Product: proline-serine-threonine phosphatase-interacting protein 1
Exons: 15
Coding region: 223-1476 (417 amino acids)
Biological process (GO): actin filament polymerization
Cellular component (GO): cytoplasm; actin filament; plasma membrane
Molecular function (GO): actin filament binding
Source: RefSeq, a predicted model, not a curated record
GGGGCAGAGCCGCUGCUCUGUGGUCAGUGACAUCAUGGGACAGAAGCUCUUCCUCAUUCAGAGCAUUCAGAAUGAUUCACUCACACUCGGGCUGCUUUUCAACACAGUUGAUCUGAUCAAGUGUCACACAGGUUUUGAUCUCUUACUUUACUUUUCUGGUUUUAUGUUAAUAAAAAACAAAUCCUGUCAGGAAAGUGCCAAGCAGAGGAGGUGACAGCUAAAAUGAGCCCUUUGCUGUUUAAAGACUCCUUCUGGGGGUCUGACUUCACCUGUCAUGCCGGGUACGACACUGUGCUCCAGAGGUUACAGGACGGCAAGCACAUGUGCAAGGAUGUGGAGGAGCUUUUAAAGAUGAGGGCUCUAGCAGAGGAGAAGUAUGGAAAAGAUUUAGUGACUAUUGCUCGCAAAGCUGGCGGACACACAGAGAUCAGCACUUUGAAAGCAUCCUUUGAACAACUCAAAGCUCAAAUUGAGAACAUUGGCAACUUUCACAUCCAUUUAUCUGAUCUAUUGAAAGAGGAGGUGAAAAAGAUUGAGACAUUCAGAGAGCGGCAGAAGGAGCAGAGGAAGAAGUUUGAAAGCAUCAUGGAGAAGGUUCAAAAGAAAAAAGUUUCCUGUUUCAAGAAAACCAUGGAGUCGAAGAAGAACUACGAGGUGAGAUGCAAGGAGGCUGACGAGGUGGAACUGGGGGCUGAGAAAACAAACGUCCCCCCAAAGAACCAUGAAAAGAUUCGUCUCAGGAUCAAACAGUGCAGACAAGCAGUCAGUGAAGCAGAAAAGUGGUACUUAAGCAACAUUGAUCAACUAGAAACUGUUCGGCAAGACUGGGAGGAGACCCACAGAAGCACGUGUGAGGUGCUCCAGCAGAUGGAGGGAGAUCGUAUCAGCAUGCUUCGAUGUGCUCUCUGGGACCACUGCAAUCACUUCUCCAUUCAGUGUGUCAAAGAUGAUGAGCUCUACGAGGAGGUCAGGAAGGUGCUGGAGACAUGUGACAUCACCACAGACAACAACUACUUUAUACAAACUAAAGGCACAGGAUCAAAACCACCAGAUCCUGUUGUGUUUGAAAGCUACUACCAUCCUGAGAGGGUGAGGAACGCCAACGGUCAGGCUCACUUUGCACCGCAGGAAGAUGAAUCGAGAUGGGACAGCUCCAUGAAUGUAAGUUCUGGGAACAUCAGCAGUGAAAGUCCUGAAAUCUCACAGUCAGCUCUGAUCUCUGCUGGAACCGGUGAGACGUCAGAUGGCGGGUACGCAGCCCUGCCAGACCUCCAACAAGACGUUUUAGCCACAGCUUCAGCUGAAGAACAGUUCUUCGUUGUUCAUUAUGAAUACAAUGCACAGGAACAAGAUGAGAUGACCAUCAGGAGAGGAGACAUAGUUAAACUGCUGGUAAAAGGUGAAGACGGGUGGUGGACGGUGGAGAGGAACGGGUACAGUGGACUGGUGCCAGGAAACUAUCUGGGCAAAAUUUGAGUAAAUAAAGACGGACGUCUUCAUCUGCCUCCAUUUUGCAAACAUGAAGCUAAUUUAUCAGGGCUACCAUAUUAAGUUUUUGAAGGAAGUGUUUGUGCACAAAGGAUAUUGAACUGAAAAUUUAACAUCCGCACACCCUCGUGAUGUUAGAAAAGAAUUAUAUUUGAACAUACGGCCCAAAGGUUAGCACUAUGAAUAGUUUGGGGGAUCUUUGUGUCUUCAGUGCCCUGAGACAACUUGGCGCUGUAAAUAAAAUGAAUUAAACUUAAUCAUUGGAGGGUAACUCCAUAAAUAAUCUGAGGUGUAUUUUUAUUUUUGCUAAGCAUACUCAUAAAGUUUUGAGUCACGUUACCCAGAUUUUUUAUAUUUUGUAGUGGUCACCUAUGGGGUGGAAUAAACGUUCCACCUGUCUUUGUAAGUAAAUUUUAUAAGUGUACAGGUAAUACACAGCAGAUAUAAGAUUAUUGAUAUAACAAAACACUGGAAUGUAACAAGGAAGUAGGAUUGUAAAGUAACUAAAUACAAAUCGUUACUGCGCUUAAAUUUUGGUUAUCUGUACUUGAGUAAAUUUUUCAGCCUCUUUUUAUUAGUUCUUUCAUUUUCACACAAUUUUCUGUACUUUCUACUACUUCCAAUUUGUUAAAUGUAAGACUAGGUUAGAGGAGACUUUUACUUAUACUUUUACCAAAGUAAUUUUAUGGUGAUAUAUAUGUACUUUUACACAAGUAUCACUAUGAGUUACUUUAUACAAAGACUACGAGGAAGUUGAAGCUGGAACUGCACAAGGGCCCCCACAGGCUCACUUCAGAAGGAGUUUUCCUCAACAUAAACAAUUUGGGCAUUUAUCUAAUUAAAAAUAAAAAAUGCACAUCA